AUGUUAUUAGUGUUGUUAGCUCUGCUCGUCGCUCCUACGAUAGCUCGAAUUCCAUAUCUCUGCACCGAGAAUAGGAGUGGGAAUAAAACCACCUCGUUCUCAAACCAACAGUUGGAGACAGAAGCAGAAGCAGAACGACGGAGAAUCUACGAACAUUGCACUGAAAUAUGCGAAGAUCAGCAAACGCCCGGCAUUUCCUGCGCAGAUUGUGAGCUCCCUUACGAAGGUUACGGUUGUCUACGAAGGAGGAGGGAGAUUCGUGGGGUGAUGCCUUUAAACGCUAAUAAUAACACUAACGAGCAGGUAGAAAUGAACUGCAUCAUGGAAUGUGAUCUCUUGCUGCCAGAUCGAAAAGCUCAGUUACAAUGUCUUCGGGCCUGCAGAACGUUAACAUUUCGAAAGUUUUUGUUAUGA
Necator americanus (New World hookworm) is the source of this 414-nucleotide messenger RNA. RefSeq lists its product as uncharacterized. The transcript has 5 exons. The record is from RefSeq and is a predicted model, not a curated record. NCBI's taxonomy places the organism in Eukaryota, Metazoa, Nematoda, Chromadorea, Rhabditida, Ancylostomatidae. The coding region runs from base 1 to 414 and encodes 137 amino acids.